Molecule: messenger RNA, 2402 nt
Organism: Microplitis mediator
Lineage: Eukaryota; Metazoa; Arthropoda; Insecta; Hymenoptera; Braconidae
Product: myotubularin-related protein 10-B
Exons: 10
Coding region: 242-2188 (648 amino acids)
Source: RefSeq, a predicted model, not a curated record
AAAGUCUAUUUUAUUGUUAAUUACAUAAAUCAUUGUCCAAGUGCGUAUGUACUCAAAUUAUUUUAUUUUUAAAAUAAUUAAAUUUAAAAAAAUGAUUUACAAAAAAAUUUAAAUUAUCAUUUAAAAGUGCGCGAGUGUUAUGUGUCUUGUGUACACAUUAAUUAUUCAUUUAUUGUUUACAAAUAAUUUAUCCUCCUGUUUAUUGUUGAUCUGUUUAAACUUUUAAUAAUUUUCGACAAUCAUGGAUAAGAGUUGUAAUAAUUUUAUUAGUUAUGUUGGAAUGGAAGAGCAUGAGAUGCAGCAAAUAAAUUCUGAGAGGAGGAAUUCAGUGAAUGAUAAUAAUGUUAAACUAUUGGCUGGUGAAGUUCUCAUUGCAGAAGCACAAAGUGUCUUGAUGUUUUCACCAGUUGGUGAUUUAAAACAGGGUAUUUCUGGAGUACUUGCUGUCACUAAUUUCAAACUGUCAUUUAUUACAAGCGAUGAUUCCAAUGCUGAGGACCUAAAUCAUCAGCAAAAUCAUUUCUACGGUUACACAGACUCAUGUCUGACAAAUAUUGAUGAAAUUUACUUAAUAAUGGGUGAUAAGAAACGUAAAUUAGUCCCUGGUAGUACAGUUCCCUCUAAAGUUAAGGGAAUUUUCAUUGUUUGUAAAAAUUUUAGGACAUGGUCAUUUUCAUUUAAAUUUUCUCCAGUCGGGCAUGGAAAAAAUUUACUGACUACUCUUCUGCAUCAUGCGUUUCCACGAAGGCAUCAAUUGUUAUUUGCUUAUGAUUACAAAGAGCCGUAUUACAGCAGCGUAGAUAAAAAAGUUAAAUUGUUUCGUAGUAUGAGUGAUUGGCAGAACGAAUUAAAUCGCACCUCGUGUAAUAAUGAGCAUACCAAAAGAAAUUGGAGAUUGUCUUCUGCUAAUUUACGUUAUCAAUUAUCAUCCAGCCUUCCAGAAUACAUAAUAGUGCCAGCAUCAGUAACAGAUAGUCAAUUAACUGGCGCGGCCUCGCACUUCCAAGACAACCGUCCUCCAGUGUGGUCUUGGACAAACAAUCGUGGAGCGACUUUAGUUAAAAUGUCUGAACUGAUACCAACGAUAACAGAACGCACUCAAGAAAAUAUAAUGCUAGAAAAUAUACGAAAAAGUCAUCCGCAGAAACAACCAAUGGCGGUAAUUGAUUUAAAUAAAGACGUUAAUGUUAAAUCUGUAGCCAAUGGAUUUUCAAAAUUUAUUUCUUUAUGCUCACCAGACAAUAUAAGACAGUUUUGGUUACAAGACAAUAAUUUUUACUCGUUAUUAGAAAGCAGUAAAUGGCUGAAAUUUAUUUCUUAUUGUUUGCAAAAAGCUGUUGAAGCCAGUGAGCAUUUAAAUUCUGGUACUUCUGUUAUACUGCAAGAAAAUGCUGGUAGAGAUUUAUGCUGCGUAAUAUCAAGUUUAGUUCAAUUAAUACUUGACCCAUACUUUAGGACAAUAACUGGUUUCCAAACGUUGCUGCAAAAAGAGUGGGUAGCUGCCGGUCACCCUUUCUGUGAUCGUCUAGGUCAUAUUAAUAAACCCAACACCGAAAAGUCUCCAAUAUUUUUGAUCUACCUCGACUGUGUGUGGCAACUAUGCCAGCAAUAUCCAUCAAAAUUUGAAUUUACGGAGACAUAUUUAACAAGCUUGUGGGAUACCGCUCAUGUAUCUAUUUUUGAUACAUUUAUUUUUAAUUGCGAAAGAGAUCGUACCGUUGCUGCGAUGGAUCCAAACAAUCCAUUGGUUCUCAGAAGCGUCUGGGACUGGCGCGAACAGUUCACAGAUCAAGAUAUCCUGCUGUUCUACAGCCCGUUCUUCAACCCGAGUGACGAAGAAAAGUUCCUCAAGCCCCAGUGCAAUGUCUCGAGUCUUGAACUGUGGACCCAGUGCUACUUCCGGUGGAUUCCGCCCCUGGAAAUCCGUAACGGUGGUAAAAAUCACUCUGAACUGUACGUCCGGUUGGUACAGAACAGCAUAAACCAACUGAAAAUAAACGCAAACGGGAACUGCGGGUCUCCUGUUGAAAAAAUAAAUACAUUUCUGGUUCAAAUGAACAUCGAUAGCUUUUAUCCUUUCGGUAACAAACGCUCGGGCAGUACCGUCAGUACUCCGAUAAUGAACAACUCGAUGCUGAUGACUGAGAGUUUUAUUGACGCACAGUCGUUGCUUACUGCACCAGACUGAUAAUUAUUUUUUUAUUACUUAUUUAUUUAAUACAUUGACAUUUUUUUUUUGUCAAUUUUUAGAGGCUCUGAGAUUUUUUUUUUAUAAUUAAUUGAUUUUUUGUAUGGCACAUGAGUGAUUGUUAUUUAAAUGAAUCUAAUCCGUAUGCAGAGUGAGCUGAUGAAAUAAAAAGCAGCUAUUUUUACAUCGGAAACGCUUUUUAAUUAUUAAAUAU